AGUAGAUGACGCUCGCAUUUUUCUUGGUGAAAUGUGUUCCCGAAUGCAAUCGAUGAUGUACCAGAAAGUUUUUCCAGACCUUCAUCGUAAAGAAUGUUCUUAUACAGUGAAAUACAUCAAACAAGACAUUAAAAGUAAAAAGGGGGACGAUAAAGAUCAGGCGCAAGAGAGAUGGGAUGCAUUGAAAAAGGAACUACUGUGGAAUGACACCAAACAUUCCAGAAUACUGAAGGAUAUCAAAAAGAAAAGAAAUGAUAAGGUCCAUCCCGAUCUUACGAAGGAAUUGCUUCUCGAAUCAGCUAAAGUGAUGCAAAAGGCAGGAGAACUGUGUGGCAGAAUGUCUUUGUCUAAUAUCCAUGAAAUAAUAAACAUGUGGGACCUUCUAAAUCAGAAGGAGUAGUGGAAAGUUCAAGCAUGUGCUUAACACAUACACGUAUGUACAAUUAGAAUAACUGACUGUUUUGAUGUUUAGUCCAGCCUAAGCGUUGGACUAGCCGAAAUAUCUUGUUGGCAACAAUUGUGAGAGUGACAAAGUUUCAAAGUGUUAACACGGCGUUUGAAUCUCAUCGGUGAAAUUCGCUCAAACGGUAUUGUUUAAAAAUGUUUCAAAACAUAUUCAAUUGACAAGAUAUAUGUAGAAUAUAGCAUGAAAUAGUAUAAUGCUGGCAUGUUAGUCAAGAUUCUACCGCAACUGGUGCAAGCUGGGCAUCGCGCAAAAUGUUAGCAAUAAACGGACGAUCUGCACCAAAAUCAAUCUCCGAGAAUCAACAGAGUAUGGGUGGCCAAUCGAAAUCUAAACGUAAUACACUCGAAAUCUCAC
This is a messenger RNA of Pocillopora meandrina, 820 nucleotides long. The record is from the annotation of a GenBank genome assembly. Lineage: Eukaryota; Metazoa; Cnidaria; Anthozoa; Scleractinia; Pocilloporidae.